ACUCUCCAAGGGGAAGUUGCCUCGCGAGCAGGCCGCCUGCCACAGGGACUGUCUGUGGUCGGGGGGUCGAGCCCGCACACUUAAAGGGGAGGCCAAACCCCAGAAGCCACCCACCCCCCGCUGCACUUUGUGCGAGGAGGGAUUUAAAUCUAGGGGCCCCAACCCCGCAGGGGUGAUGUGAGGCCUGAUUAAAGGGGAGGCCCUGUGCGAGAAGCCUAUCCUUAAAGGGGAGGUCCUUGGAAAGAGGGUUGUAGCCUCGCUUGUUUCAGCAGCAAGUUAAUCUGAAUUAAAGGGGAGGUGCACCUCGGCCCGCCCCAGGCUUGGAGUUUAUGUCAAGGGACAUUAAACCUUUAUUAUUUGAAAGGCCUGCCUUAAAGGGGAGGACGCACAGAGCAGCCGCUGUGGCGUUCUGAAGGGGAGGCCCCCCAAAGAAACUGCCACAGGGAGUUCGUGUUGGGGGGCCCGAAAUCGGAUUUCAAAGGGGAAGAUUGCCAGCGUGUGUCAAAAUCCCCCUUAAAGGGGAGGUUGCCAGCAAGUGUUUAAAGGGGAGGACGAAGACACACCCCCUCCACUUCCUGGGGGAGCACCUCCCCCCUCCGGUUCUCCACCAAUCAGCGCCCAGAGGAGAGGACCCAGUUCAGAACGGCUGCCAUGCAGCAGGCUGGAGAGGGGUGAAGGGCGUCGCAGGAAGAGGCUUGGCCGGGGGCAGCAUGGAAGCAGCGGCAGCUCCUGCCCCCUGCUGGAGCGGGGGAGGUGGCAGGGCCCGGAGGCUGCGUCGCUGCUCGCGGCGGGACCGCGAGAGCCGCCGGAGCCAACGUCGGGGGGGACGUCCAGGGGAGCCCGCCCACCGGGGCAUCCUCUCCUCCUCCUCAGACUCGGAGAGCGAAGGUCCCGCCCCGCCGGCCCCUGUGGCGCCCGGUAAGCCCCGGCGCCGGCCCUUGCGCCGGAGGACGAGGCCAUCAGGCUCCUCCUGCAGCCAUGAGGAGGAGGAGGAGGAGGAAGAGGAUCUGAUUGACGGCUUCGCCAUUGCUAGUUUCAUCAGUCUGGAGGCACUGGAGAAGGACACGACACUGAGGACCCCCGAGCGGCUAGAGCAUCGGCUGAAGCACUCGGGGAAGCGGAAGCGGGACGAGGGGAGCGGCUCAGAGGAGGAGGAGGGCCGUGAUGAGAGCUCAGAGAAGGGGUGUGGGCGGCAUGCGGGGGAGCGGGCGCUGAGGAGACGCAGCAAGAGGAGGAGGAAAGAGGCCUCCCUCCGCUCCUACUUGGAAACAGGAUACAUAUGCGACAUGGAGAGUGACCCAGGGGAGCAGGCCUCCAAUGAUGACCUGGAUCAAUCGUUCACUGUUUCAACCAACAAAGCCUCGGGCCCAGUUGGUGCCGUGAACGGGAGCUGUGCAGCCAAACUCUCUGUGAUCCCCAAGGUCUCAGGGCUGGAGCGGAGCCAGGAGCGGAGCCACGAGACCGACGGGGACCCCCUGCUAGUGCCUUUCCUGCCCAAGGACCCCCUUUCUCAGGCAGCCCCAGCCCUCCCUGUGGCCCCGGCCCGGCCCCCUACUCCUCCAGCCCCGCCGCCCUCCCGGACACCCAACCCGGCUGCUGCCCGCACCACGCCCCAGCCCCGGGGCCAGCCGCCGGCGCCGCAGGGGGGCCAGGCACCCCACGGCCUGCCCCAGCCCAGUGUGCAUGGGAAGGGAGCGCCCUUCGCCAGCCCCACGCCGCCGGGGCCCUAUGGAGCAGGGCUGGACCUCAGCAUCGCCGGGUGCAGCCGGAGCAGCGCACACGCCAAGCCCCUGCUGCCCCCGUGCUCCUCCUCCUCGCAGCUUCCUCCCCGCCCCUCCACCCCCUCGCUGGCCCUGCCCCCCCAUGCCUUCCCUUCCACCCUGCGCCCCCCCACCCACCAUCACCCACCCCUCUUCCCCCCCUCUCCGGGCCUGCCCCCACCACCCCCUCUGCUCCAGGUCGCCGGGCACCCGGCCGCAGCCGCAGCCUUAACCGAACAAGAGCUGAUCCGGCAGGGCCUGAGCUCGCGGUUCCUGACGGCGCAGGGCGGGGCCGACAUGGGGGCAGCCGCCAUCCGCCCGCUGGCCUUCCAGUUCCACCAGCACAACCACCAGCACCAGCACACCCACCAGCACACGCACCAGCACUUCACCCCCUUCCCGCCGGGCAUGAUGCCCGCCCCCGCCAUGUUUGAGAAAUACCCAGGCAAGAUUGAUGGGCUUCUGAGGCAUAAUUUCUAUGCCACGUUCCCUCCCGUGUCUGGGAUCCAACCUGUCCUGCCCCCUGCUGUUUCCUUUGGCUCCCUGCAGGGGGCUUUUCAGCCUAAGAGCACUAACCCAGAGCUGCCAUCGCGGCUGGGAGCUGUCGCCCCCUCUUUGUCCCAGAAAGGGGGUCAGCUCACGGACCAUUUCAGACCCUCCCUGAGGAAGCCUGGCAAAUGGUGCUCCAUGCACGUCCGCGUGGCCUACAUGAUCCUGCGGCACCAGGAGAAGAUGAAGCUGAUGCAGGGUGAUCCCCACAAGCUGGAUUUCCGGAACGACUUGAUCACCUGCCUUCCUGGCACAGGGACCUUUGGAAGCCUCGCUCAUGGCCAAGAGCUCACGCGCCCAGCCACGCUUUUUACCCCCGCAGGCGCCGUCCAGGCAAGUUCUGGUGCCUCCUUUGGGCCUCCCAGCGCGCCACAUAGCUCUUUCCUGGGCCCCAGCGCACACAUUGAUCCCUUCAGCCGCCCCACCAGCUUCCCCAUGGCGCUCUCCAACGGGGCCUUUGGGGGCCUGGGGAACCCCGCCUUCAACUCCAGCUCCAUGUUCGGGCAGAAGGACAGCCCCGGGGCCCAGGCCUACGGCAGCCCCCACGACCCAUGGAACCGGCUGCACCGCACGCCCCCCUCCUUCCCCACUGCCCCCGCCUGGCCCAAAGGGGGUGCCGGUGAUGCAGCUGAGCGCGGGCCGGCCCAGCACGACAAGGAGCCGGACAAGCGGGAGGUGCCUGCCAUAAAGGACGAGAAGGACAGGGACACCCUCUUCUCCAGGCCCCCCCCUCGUGCCUCGCCAGCGCCCCUCCCCACUAAGCACCCCGCCUCCCUGGGGCUGGAAGACGGCCCCCUGCGGGCACACAGCGAGCCAGGCCGGGAGCAGCGUUACGGCAGCCCGGUGGGGGGCCGGGCCUCACGUUCACCCUACCCUGACCCUGUCCUCAAGAAGGAAGUGAAGGUGAAGGAGGAGCCGGAGCUGGGUGUCCUGGAGGGGGCACUACGGGCGGGCGGGCCCUUUCCCGGGGCUCUGCAUGUCCCCCACUCGCUGGGGCCGCUGGCCGUCUUCGAGCGGCCACCGUACCUGGUGGCUGGGCCGGCCCCUGGAUCCCCCUAUGCCACCCUCGAGGCCUGGCGGGAGCCCUACGCCCUGCCCCGCUACCUGGAGCGUGAGCUGCCCGAGGACUACGAGCGCGCCCGGCUCUAUGGGCUGGGGCCGCACCCCCCGGGGCUGCUGGCCUACCCCCGCCAUGCCGCGCUGCUGGCCAAAGCCCCAACCCCAGAGGGGUUGCUUGGUGCCCCUCCGCCCCUCAUCCCUGCCGUGCCCGGCGCCCGGCCCAGUUCCCCCCGCCGUGCCCCGGACCUCCGAGAGCUCACCACCGCCUACAAGGACCGGGACUCCAGAUAAUGAUGCCCGUGGGUCCCACGCCCUGGCAUCAGAGAUGGCAUCCCCUCCCCACACUGGGCUGGCUAGGAUCCCCCCACCCUGCCAUUAGGGGCAGCGUUCUCCCCCGCCCACCCCAGCAUCAGGGGCAGUAUAUCCUCCCCACACCAGGCCAGUCGGCAUCCCUCCCACCUGGCAUCAGCACUGGUAUCCACUCCCCUCACCGUGGCAUCAGGUGCAGCAUCCCCUCCCCCAUCCCUUGGCCUGGCCAGGAUCAGGGGUGAGAACGCUGAGGAACCUCCCCACACGCACCCCCCACCCUGGCCGCUACACAGACACAAGCUCAGAAGGGGGGGGGCAGGACAGUGGGGUUCAGGGUGUGGCUGUGCCUCCCCAUCUCCCCCUGGCCUGGCUGGGUCCAGGUGAAGGAGGGUUGGCAUUGGGUGCCCUAUGCUGUCCCAUGGAGAGGGCUUGGGGGAGAAAGACCAGCUGUCGGGGUGUUCUCUACUGGCCUGGGGGGUUUAGGUCUGGGUUGUUGGGAUCACCCCAGGGCGGGUGGGGGUUAAAGGGCAAUCUCCCCAAGCUCAUGGGGUUUCGGGGCAGGAGUCUGGGCUUCAAGUUCCCCAAAUCUCCCCGUAAGUGGGGAUUUCGGGGGGUGUCUUGCUUUGCUCCCCUGUGGACUGGGGGGCAGGAGUGGAGCUGGGGCCCCCAGCCUAGUGUAAAUAGGUCCCUGCUCCCUCAGGUGAGCUGGGUUUUGUACAUUUAUACCAGGUUUGAGGUGGUGAUUUUAAAGGAUCCCCCCGCCCCUCUUCUCUCCCCUCAUUUUUAAUGUACCGCGCUUUUUCUAUUCCUGUAUCGACGUUGUGACGCUCCCCUCCCUCUCCCCACUGGACCUGAUCGGAAAGGGGUAACACGGCUGCAGGGGAAGGGUAUUGGAGACCCCCCCUGCCCCUUGCAUUGGACACUGCCGGUUCCUCUUUGCCUCCCCCCCCCAACCCCUACCUCCCAGUUUAAUUAAACCCCAGAUUGGUGCUUCUGGAUA
Molecule: messenger RNA, 4677 nt
Organism: Terrapene triunguis (Three-toed box turtle)
Lineage: Eukaryota; Metazoa; Chordata; Testudines; Emydidae
Gene: FBRS
Product: fibrosin
Exons: 18
Coding region: 711-3659 (982 amino acids)
Source: RefSeq, a predicted model, not a curated record